UUAGGGGAGGAUAAUGCCAAAGUGCCAAAAAUAUCCGAAACGCCUAAAAUUUGUGGUCAUUGAACUCCUGUAAGCAAAGCCGAUAGAAGUCUCUACUUGAAUAUUUAAUAUAACCGUAUCCAAUUUCUCUCCAUCUCUCUCCAAACAGCUAUUUUUGGUAAGCAAAUGCCCUUUUCUCUGUCUUUACGUUUUUAUGUUCUUUCAAGGACAAAGCAACGAACAGCAGUUAUGCAAAAAGUGACCCAUCUCUGAUUACUUGCUCAUGAUCAUCGUCUUCUUGGUAAUAACUCUUUCAUGGCUGUUUUAAUACUCUGCUCAACGACUGCUUGCUGCAAUAGUCUCAGUUACAGUUGCAUUUUAGUUGAUAGUAAAGUUUCUGCUUUUAGCCAUAAAAAUGUCUACUUUGGAGGUAGAAAGAAUGGAAAUUUGGAGGUUUUGCCAUAUGGUUGUAUGGUGAGUUGGAAGAAACGUAGAAAACAACGAUUGGGUUUCUAUGUGAUGAAAAAUUCAUGUGAAAUGGUGGUGGCAAAUGGAAAAUGCAAAAAUAGUUUGUCUUCUGAGGAAGUUUUGAGGGUUCUCAAGUCGUUUCCAGACCCAAAAUCUGCUCUUUCUUAUUUUAAGUCAGUUGCAGAGUUGCCCAAUGUUGUUCAUACCACUGAAACUUGUAAUCAUAUGCUUGAAGUCUUGAGAGUUCACAGAAUGGUGGGGGAUAUGUCUUUUGUGUUUGAAUUUAUGCAAAAGCAAAUCAUCAAGAGGGACUUGAAUACAUAUUUGACUGUUUUUAAGGGUCUUGAUAUCAGAGGUGGUCUUCGGCAAGCACCAUUUGGACUUGAGAGAAUGAGAAAUGCUGGGUUCGUUCUGAAUGCAUAUUCAUAUAAUGGGUUGAUCCAUUUGCUACUUCAAUCUGGGUUUUCGAGGGAGGCUCUGGAGUUGUAUAGAAUAAUGGUCUCUGAAGGUCUAAAGCCUAGUCUUAAGACUUAUUCAGCUCUCAUGGUAGCGUCUGGGAAGAGAAGGGAUAUUGGAACAGUUAUGGAUUUGCUAGAAGAAAUGGAGACUCUGGGAUUGAAGCCAAACAUUUACACUUUUACAAUAUGCAUUAGAGUGCUUGGUAGGGCUGGGAAAAUCAACGAGGCAUUUGGGAUCUUGAAGAGAAUGGAUGAUCUGGGGUGUGGGCCUGAUGUUGUUACUUAUACUGUUCUAAUUGAUGCUCUUUGUAAUGCUGGCAGACUUGAUCAAGCCAAGGAAAUAUACUUAAAGAUGAAAGCUAGCAGCCAUAAACCUGACAGAAUAACCUACAUUACUUUGUUGGACAAGUUUAGUGGCUGUGGAGACUUAGACUUAGUUAAAGAAUUUUGGAACGAAAUGGAAGCUGAUGGUUAUGCUGCUGACGUGGUUACAUUCACCAUACUGAUUGAAGCUUUCUGCAAAGUUGGAAAUUUAGAUGAAGCUUUUGAUAUGUUGGAGGUCAUGAGAAAUCAAGGGAUCUUGCCUAAUCUUCACACGUACAACACAUUAAUUUGUGGACUAUUGAGGGUAAACAGGGUUGAUGAGGCAUUUGAACUUUUUACUAAUUUGGAAUCUUUAGGCAUUAAACCUACUGCUUAUACAUACAUCCUUUUCAUUAACUAUUAUGGAAAGUCUGGUGACCAUGGCAAAGCUCUUGAGACCUUUGAGAAGAUGAAGGCUAGAGGAAUUGUUCCUAAUGUUAUUGCUUGCAAUGCAUCUUUGUAUAGUCUGGCUGAAGCAGGAAGGCUUGGUGAAGCAAAAGCUAUUUUUAAUGGGCUUAAAAGUAGCAGGCUUGCUCCUGAUUCUGUGACCUAUAACAUGAUGAUGAAGUGCUUUAGUAAAGUUGGGCAAAUAGAUGAAGCCAUUAAGUUACUGUCUGAGAUGCUGGAAAAUCAGUGUGAUCCUGAUGUGAUUAUCAUUAAUUCUUUGAUUGACAUGCUUUUCAAGGCUGGCCGUGUAGAUGAGGCAUGGGAAAUGUUUUACAGAAUGAAGGACAUGAAGCUUUCUCCUUCUGUUGUGACCUACAACACAUUAAUAGCUGGGUUAGGGAAAGAGGGUCAAGUCCAAAAGGCAAUUGAAUUGUUUGGGAGUAUGACCAGGCAUGGGUGUUCUCCUAACACAAUAACUUUCAACACCCUCUUGGAUUGCCUUUGCAAGAAUGAUGAGGUUGAUUUGGCUUUGAAAAUGCUAUAUAAAAUGAUGACAAGGAAUUGUAGUCCUGAUGUUCGGACUUACAACACUAUCAUUUAUGGCCUUAUUAAAGAAAACAGAGUUAAGGAUGCAAUUUGGGUCUUCCAUCAGAUGAAAAAGGUGCUUUACCCUGACUAUGUGACUUUGUGCACCCUUCUUCCUGGUGUUGUAAAGGAUGGGCAGAUUAUGGAUGCGUUCAAGAUUGCUCAGGACUUCGUUUAUCAGGAUGGGAUUGAUACGGACAGAUCAUUUUGGGAAGAUUUAAUGGGUGGGAUUUUGAUGGAAGCUGGAAUGGAUAAAGCAGUUCUAUUUGCUGAGACAUUGGCAAGCAAUAAGAUCUGUAAGGAUGACUCUAUUUUGGUACCUCUGAUUAGAAGUUUGUGUAGGCAUAAGAAAGCUGUUCUUGCAAGAGAUUUAUUUGCUAAGUUCACCAAAAAUAUGGGGGUUAUCCCAACACCAGGAGCAUAUAAUUUGUUAAUUGAUGGGCUACUUGAAGUCCAUAUCACUGAAAUGGCUUGGGACCUUUUUGAGGAGAUGAAGAGCAUUGGUUGUUCUCCGGAUGUUUCUACCUAUAACUUGUUGUUUGAUGCUUGCGGGAAGUCUGGGAGUAUUGAUAAACUCUUUGAAGUGUAUGAAGAGAUGAUUUGUCGUGGAUGCAAGCCUAAUACUAUAACUCAGAAUAUAGUCCUGUGUGGUCUUGUGAAAUCGAACAACAUAGACAAGGCUAUGAAUAUGUAUUAUGAUCUCAUAAGUGGUGAUUUCUCCCCAACUCCUUGUACAUAUGGGCCUCUUAUAGAUGGACUUCUGAAAUUGGGUAGACUUGAGGAAGCAACGCAAUUGUUUGAGGAGAUGGUAGACUACGGAUGCAAAGCUAACUGUGCUAUUUAUAAUAUUCUUAUAAAUGGAUAUGGAAAAACAGGUGAUGUGGAUGCCGCUUGUGAGUUAUUUAAAAGAAUGGUUAAGGAGGGGAUAAGACCAGACUUGAAGUCAUACACCAUUCUCGUAGAUUGCCUCUGCUUGGUGGAAAGAGUAGAUGAUGCUAUGCACUAUUUUGAGGAACUGAAGUUAACUGGCCUUGAUCCUGACUUGGUAUCUUAUAACCUUAUGAUUAAUGGGCUUGGAAGGUCAGGUAGGGUAGAGGAAGCUCUCUCCCUUUUUGACGAAAUGCGGAGUAGGGGUAUAAGUCCUGAUCUUUACACUUACAAUUCCCUAAUACUCAAUCUGGGGACUGUUGGAAUGGUGGAGCAAGCAGGGAAGUUUUACGAAGAACUACAAUUAAUGGGUCUUGAGCCCAAUGUAUACACCUAUAAUGCUCUAAUUCGAGGGUACAGUGUAUCUGGAAACCCUGACCAUGCCUAUGCAGUCUACAAACAGAUGAUGGUUGGGGGCUGCAGCCCAAACAGGGGAACAUUUGCACAGCUUCCUAAUCAAUCUUGAAAGUUGAAAUGUCUAGAUGCUUAUAUGCUAAUGUUAUACAUGGCUGCUGAUCUCUGCAUACAAGGUGUAGUGGGCUUGGUUAGUCUUGCUGAUGAUUGCCUAAUGACAACCCCACUAUUAGCUUCAAUUUUGUAAUAAAUUGAUGAUGAUUUUGCUCAUCCUGGCUAUGGAUGUGCCAGCAUUUUAGCAGUUAAGAUUGUGGAAUUUAUGUUAGCUGGGGCAGCUUCAGCUGUGCUUGAUGCUUCCAUUCAAGUUGCAAGUCAGGUGCAUUUGAAGGUUAUAUGCUAUUGUCCAUGAGACUCUGAAUAUUCCAUGUACAUCGUGUAUGUAAGAUUUUGUAAUGUAAUACAAUGAUUUCAUCAGGUGUAGAUGCCUUUGGCCUACAUUGUCCUUCGAUGUAAAAAGAGAAGAAAAGUCUAGAUCAUACUGUUAUUUGUCAAAUAUGUAUAUGAAAAAUAUUAUUAUCAAUAAAUUCUCUUGGGCUUUUUGAUGCAUCUAUCUUGCGAAGUUCACUUUCAUGUAUUAAAAUCUAGUGAAGGGGUUUCUAAGUCUGCGACUUCCAGCUACCCUCCUUUGUAUCUAGAGAGCUAUAGAAGAUAUGGGGUUUCAGAGUCAUUCAGUUCAAACGCAACUUCCUCUAUGAUUGCUGCAAGCUGCAGGCAUUGGACGACUCACCAGAUGCCUUGUUUCUUGGUAUCGUUCUUUCUGUCCCUCGACAAAGUAAAACCCAUUAUUUGCUAACUUACCAGGGACAAUGGAAUGUUAUUCUAGUAAGAAAAGAUUUAAGGUGUUGGCUUUAUCUGUUAAGGUCCCUAAUUUAAGAAAAUUUUUUUCCAUUGAAUGCAAACACUUGUGUUUUCAUCCUGGUACGGAGUUUUUGUUAAAGUGAAACACAUGCCGAAUUUCUCUGAAUCCCUCGGAGAAAAUGGAAACAUUCUUGCCCGGGACGCGGGAGCAGGAGAUUGGAUGACUGGAACAUGGCAUUACAAAAGUCAAAAGUCAUAGUCCAAUAUAAAGGGGUGUAACAAUUUGGUAAUUAUUGCAGGUUUCAAGGCCAAGAGCAAGGAGGAUAUAUUGGUAAAUUUAAAGGGGAAGCUGUAGCUGUUGCCUAUCCAACAACAACACAACACACCACCAUUUUAAGCCAUGUGAAGGUUCUGUCUUUGGCAACAACUGCAACCCCAUCAAUACAAACAGUAGCCAUUUAUCUCCUCCCUUUUCUGCUUCGAUACCCAAAAAUCCUCCAAAAACAAAAAUCUUUCUCUGUCUAAAAUGGCCCAGCUUUGGGCCAAAAUUUAUGUACAGCACAAGAGAACAACAAAAACCAACACAAAAUCCACCCUCACCCUUCUCACAAAUAAAAAUAAAAAGGGGAAUAAAAAGGAAACAUGGAAAGCAAAGCUAAGACAGAUAGAGAGAUGGAAAGAUGGAUAGGUGGAUAGAUAUGUCUUCAAUUGUCCUCCAACCACAGAGCUCCCUCUCUAAAACAAAAAAAAAAAAACUUAAUUUCCCACAUUUACCCUUUUCUUCUCUGUAUCCCAUCUUUCAUCACUCGGUUCAACUCAAACUCUUUCCCCGUUCUUCAUGGGCCUUUUCGGGUUCUCACAUUCUCCAACCAGUUUCAGGGAAAGAGAAUACCAGAUACACCACAACUUUCUCUUUCCUCCUCUCCUUAUAAUUAUUACCUUUUUCUGUUUUUCUUCCUUUCUCGGCCCCUUUUUUCUUUCUCUAGAUUCCCAAUUCGUAUCUCCCAUAUCUGGCUCAAUUCUGGAUUAUUUUGGGUCUUUGCUUUGUCUCCAAGUUUUGGUUUUGGUGCUGUCAAGAAGCCAAUAAAAACAAGGGCUAUUUUGGGUUCUCGGAUUUUUUUUUUAAUCUUUUCUUCUCCUAAUUGGAAUUGGAGAUUGUUUUCUGGAUUAUGUAUUUUGGGGAAGAAGAUGAUUUUUUUGCAAAGGUAGAGCCUCCUCUUAGUUUUAUGCAAAAUUUCUGAUAAGUUUUUAUUAUUGGUGUCUCUCAAUUUUGAUAGUUAAGAUGAAAAGGGCUUCUCUCAAUUCUCGUCAGCAAUACAACUCAGUUGCUGAGGAAGAUAAGGCUAGAUUGAAGCAUCAAAACCUGCUGCAGGAGUUCUUGGAAUUGCAAAAGGAAUUUGUUUCGAAGAAGAAGAAGUUGCAGACGGUGAACCAGAAGCGAGAAACCCUUUUGGCUGAAGUUCGAUUCUUAAGACAGAGGUACAGCUAUUUAUCAAUGAUCAAGUCUCAAGAAAAUGAACUACCGCAAGAUUCUGUUCAAUCACAAAAUCCAUACGUGCAAAGCGAAAUGAUUGCUAAGGAUUAUGGCAUCAAAGAAGCUGUUGAGAAGAAACCAUGUUCUCUUCCAAACUUGGACCCGAACAUGGUUCAUGAAGAAGGGGAUGGGAGAAGUCAAGUAGAUGUUCAAGCAUCAUUGAGAAAGGAGAAGCGUGAAAACUGUUUGAUUAAUGGCAAAAGAGUUGGGAAGAAGAAAAUUUCAUGGCAAGAUCAGGUGGCUUUGAAGGUCUAAAGCAUAAUAAGUAAUCUCUUCGUACACAGUUUAGCAGUUAACUGAGGUGGGGGGAUGGGACUUAACUGUCUCCAUGAAGAACGUUUCAUUGACAUUGCUGCAGAUUAGUAUUAUCUUUGUCUUACACUUCUUUAUUCAGUAUAAACUGUAAAUCGGGGCAAAUUUGCCCAUUUUAGCAUAUAUGAAUAUAGUGAAUCAUUGCUCACU
Messenger RNA from Theobroma umbraticum, 6375 nucleotides. The record is from RefSeq and is a predicted model, not a curated record. NCBI's taxonomy places the organism in Eukaryota, Viridiplantae, Streptophyta, Magnoliopsida, Malvales, Malvaceae.